This is a messenger RNA of Grosmannia clavigera kw1407, 2022 nucleotides long. RefSeq lists its product as uncharacterized. The transcript has 3 exons. The record is from RefSeq and is a predicted model, not a curated record. Bases 1 to 2022 code for a protein of 673 amino acids. Lineage: Eukaryota; Fungi; Ascomycota; Sordariomycetes; Ophiostomatales; Ophiostomataceae.
AUGCAGAGCGAGAGAGAGCAGCGAAGUAGGGCGGCACGCAGACGCAAGCACGAUUGGACUACUGCAACGACGAACACCAGAGCGGUCGACGGGGACAUGGUAAUUGCUGGGCCCUGUUGCGGCUGGCCGAUUUCUUCCUCGCUCCUCCUUCGUCACGGCAGACCGGACUCGCGUGCGUCUACGGAUGAGCGGCAAGAGCGCGACCAGAGACGACGACGCGUGGCGAGAGAGAGAGAUCCGGGCAGCGCGCACACCGGACGACCGCCCGAGACGCGCACAUACCACAGCAUGUCGGCGCGGGACCGUCACGCGGCCGAGCCGGUGGCCGACCUCGUCCGUCGCCCCUUUUCCUUUCCGGGGAAGCGGGAAAAGGGGAAGGAGGAGAAGGGGCGAGAGAAGGGGAAAGAAAAAGAGCAGAAGCGACAAAAAGAGAAGGAGCUGAAACAAAAGGAGCAGCAGCAGCAAGAAGACCACCAUCGCCUCCGCUCACGCUUUGUCGAGGGUUCCAUGAGCGACCGAGCCAGCGCGGCACCACCGGUCGCCUUUCUGGGUCCCGAGGCCGUCAGCGCCUUUUACGCGCCGCCCGUCGUCAUCGUCGGUCCGCCGGCCGAGUGUCAGCCGGCGUACCCGCGCAGCUCGCUGCAGUCGGGCACUGGCAGCACGGGCAGUUUCGGCAGCGGCCUCAGCGGCCUCAGCGUCGACAGCGGUGACAGCGGUAACAGCAGCACCAGCAGUCGGCGACCGGCCAGCUUUCUGGCACCGCUCUUCGACGGUGUCCGGUGGCUGCACUGGCGACGACGAGGCGGCGGCGGCGGCAGCGGCGAGACGGCGACGAUGUCGAGCGGGCCAACAUCGGCUCCCACAGCGGUGCCAGCAGGCGGAGGUGCCGUCGACCAGGCGACCGACCAGACGACCGACCAGACGACCGACGUGCGUCCCGAUGUGCGUCUAGCAGCCUCCCCGCCGGUGUCGGGCUAUCGUCCGCCGGCCGGCCAGCCGUCGGCCGAGGAGGUGCUGGCCAACUACCAACAGCUGAUGCAGUCGGGCUUCUUCCGGGAUCGAGCCAUUCCGGCGACGCGGUUGGGACUCACGCGCGGAGAACGUGCCGAGUCCAAGACGGGCGACUUGGAGCCCAUGCCCCAGCGCACCGCCGACGACGUGCUGGCCGUGCUGGCCCAAAGCCUUGCGGGCGACGGCCGGCCAGCAGCGGCAGACGUGCAUGAUGUGCAGGAUGUGCAGGAUGUCCAAGACUCCCAGGACCCCCAGGACGACCCCCCAACCAUCGUCCGGCGCGGCACCAAACGAGGCCACGCCGACGUCGAGCCGGCGGCCGCUGGCGGCGAGCGGUACAAGGCCGACACCGGGCGGGUGAUCACGACGGCACGCAGCCGCGGCAAGCUGGUGAAGAAGCUGCGCAGGACGACCAGUCGGACCGAUUGGGAGGGGGCCGGACGACACGACGCGGCCGUGAGCGUGCAUCAGGUGGUGCCACCGAUGCGGCACAUGCUGACGAGGAGCAGUCGCGGUGGCCUGCGGGAGCGCGAGCGAGAGGACCGGAAGCGAGCGGAGGCAAUCGCGGAGGCAGAGGCGGCGGCCGUGGCAGCAGCCGAAGCAGCGACAGCGGCCGAGCUGCGCAAGAAGAGGCGGGCAGGCGGGGCUGUGAUGGUGCACCAAGACGGCGAGGGUCGUCGAAGCGGAGAGGCACGUCGCAGUGGAGAGAUGCGUCGCAGCGGAGAGGUACCAUCGUGGAGACGGGGACCACUGAAGGAGCAGUUCAAGGACACCCAGGACCUCCAGGACCACGACCAACACCCCGCCCCCCCACAGAAACCCAUCAGCUUCCACUACCCACUGCGGGCACGCAUGCCGGCUGCGGCUGGUGGAGGGCCGAUGUCGCCGCAGCCGACGUGGCGCAACAGCGACCAGGACACGGACCAGCCGCUGCUGCUGCUCACAAAGCGCAUGAGCUAUGCAGACGCGGUGGAGAACGUGGAGAACAUGUCGCCGACGUGGCAGGAGUGA